AACCUCAAAAAAACAAAAAAUAAUAUUAACAAUAAGAAUAAAUAUUUUCUUGUUUAUAUUAAGUAUCUCCAAGGAAAAAAUGGGAAGAAUCUCAUUAGCAGUAUGUUUAGUGUUACUUGUUGCAUUAAGCAAUGUAUAUGAAACACAAGCUCAAGCUCAAGCUCAAGCUCAAGCUCAAGGGAAGACAUUCUCCGUACUCGAUUAUUUGGCUCUCUUUCCCAAAACGGGCAAAGAGUUUGCGCCUUACGCUUCCAAAGGUUUACUAGAUUUCGUAGGUGCCUUGGAGGGUAAGUCUCCCACGACCGUAGAGUUCAAGAACUUCUUCACAAAUCUGAAAGGUUACAUAACGAGUUGCUUUCAACCGGCACCACCCGGAUCAGUCAAAUCUGACCAGCUCUUCACGGCUAUUUCUGCAUUGAAGGGUUCCCAAACCGGAACAUCAUUUGAUUCAUGGAGGUUGAUAGAGGCCUUGGUUUCAAUGGAGAAGCUUUCUACUGAGAUGAAGACAAGCACUUCAAAUGUAAUGCCUGAUCCACAAUGGGAUAGGUUGUCCGGGUCUAUGUUCGAAUGGGUCGGAAGGAUUGGUCUAUUUGUGAAGGCGGUCUCCGAGAUAAAUGGCAAACCAAUCGAGCUAAAACAAUUUGAUAUUGAUUAUACCGACCCUACAUAUGCAUCUCUUUCUAAGCAAUCUAGCGUUCGUCAAUCAACAUCACCGUUCUCGUUACCUUUCUAUUUACGAAACAUUCCCAAAACGGGCAAAGAUGUUGAGCCAUUCGCUUACACAGGCAUGCAAACCUUCUUACUUGACCUAGAAACUAGGUGUCUUGCAAACAAAGAUUUCAAGGAGUUCUUUGUUAAGCUGAAUGACUACAUGGCCAGCUUCAAGACUGUAUCACCUGAUACGUAUUCAAUAGAGAGCGAUAAUAUUUCAACUCAAGCUAUGCACCUAUUCUUAGCUUUGUCUCCAUUGGAUGGUACCCAAGUUGGAAAAUCAGAUCCGUGGAAGCUGGUUGAUGGGUUGGUGACAAUGGGAGAUGCUUUGGUUGAGAUAAAGAAGAGUGGUCCGGGUGCGAUAACGUUUGAACAAAGUAAGGAACUGACAUCGGCCAUGGUGAAAUGGGGUCGAGCAGUAGGUGAAUUCGUGAAGGCAGCUUCUGCUAAGAAAGGAGUAACUAUGGAUAUAUCAUUUGAAAACUAUGCCAGCUCUAAUGCUUCUCCUACUAAAGCAGCAGCUGGAAACGGUGGAAAUAUCCCCACAGGACAAUCAGCAAAGACUAAAGCUUAGUGUACUUCUUCAAGCAAGACGAUUGAGAUUUUUCAUUUUCUUUUCUUUCUUAUUUUUAUUAUUCAAACAAGAAAAAAUUGCAGAAUGUGAGAGAUGAUUUGAAUAAAAUAUAUGUUUCAAACAUCUCGUCCUAAAAUGUAUUAGGAUAUGAUUAUAAAUUUUGUAAAUUACA
Brassica napus (rape) is the source of this 1457-nucleotide messenger RNA. RefSeq lists its product as uncharacterized. Lineage: Eukaryota; Viridiplantae; Streptophyta; Magnoliopsida; Brassicales; Brassicaceae. The record is from RefSeq and is a predicted model, not a curated record. Bases 80 to 1285 code for a protein of 401 amino acids. The transcript is spliced from 3 exons.